GCGCAUCGGACACCUCCGGCACAACAAAGCAUGUGUCGCUCCGGUACAUUGUUUCUCCUCUGAACCAGCGGAAUAUUGCAUUUUGUUCGGAUUUUGUGGCGCUUGCUUCCCCCGCUUGAUGCUAAUCCUCGAGUAGUGGCUACCAUGACAACAGAGGCGAGCGCUGUGAGUGAGGCCGACACCGAGGGCAAGCAGAAGGCCAGCGGCGCCGAGCCCGAACCCGAGCCGGAGAGCAAGCAGAAGCCCGAGGCGGCGGCGGCAGCGGAGCCGGAGGGCGAGCAGUCCAGCAAGAAGGCCCAGGAGAAGGCGGCGGAGCCUGGGCCCGCCGAUGCUGCUGCCUCCCCCGAGGAGGAGCAGCUGAAGCCCCGCACCAGGACCUCCGCCGGGAAAGGCCUCUCCCGCCUCUUCUCCUCCUUCCUCAAACGCCGCUCGCAGUGCUCCGAGGGCGAGGGCUUCGAGGCAGAGAAGGCCAGGGAGGAAAAGGCAGAGAAGGAGGAGAAACCUGACAAGGCAGAAGAGGAGAAGAAAGACGAGGUGAAAACUGAGGAGAAGGAGGUGAAGCCAGAGGAGGAGAAACCUGAGGUCAAAGAGGUGAAGAAGGAGGAAAAGGUCGAAGAAAAGGAGGAAAAACAGAAAGUGGAGGAGAAAGUUGAGAAAAAAGGCAGUAAAAAGAAAAAGAAAGAGGCCAAGAAGAAAGCUGAAGAAAAAGAUGAGGCUAAAGUGAGUGAAAGUAAAAAGGAAGAGGAGAAGUCAAAAAAGAAAGAGGAGGAGGAGAAGGAGAAAGAGAAGGAGAAGGAGAAGGCCCAGCAGAGUGUAGAAAAGGAGGAGGAGAAGUCAGAAGCAAAGGAAGAAGAGAAGAAGGAGCCUGCUGCUGCUGAAGUAAAAGGAAAAGAGGCAGAGGCUGGGAAGAAAGAGGAAGAGAAAGGAGACAAAAAGAAAGAGUCGAAGAAAAAAGAGAAGGAGGACAAGGUGAGAAAGAAGGAAGAGGAAAAAUCCAGAAGGAAAGCAGAGGAAGAGGAAAGGGCCAAAAAGAGAGAAGAGGAGAAGGCGAAAAAGAAAGCAGAAGAAGAAGAACGGGUGAAAAAGCGAGAGGAGGAGAAAGCAAAGAAGAAAGAAGAGGAGAAAGCCAAGGAGGCUGAAAAGACAAAAAAGAAAGAGGAAGAAAAGGCGAAAAAGAAGGAGGAUGAGAAAGUGAAGGAGGAAAAAGCAAAAAAGAAGGAAGAGGAGAAACCAAAAGAGGAGUCGAAAAAGAAAGAGGAGGAGAAGGGCAAAGAGGAGCUGAAGAAGAAAGAAGAGAAGGAAAAGGAGGAAGAGAAGAAGGAGGAGAAGCAGCAGGAGAAGGGGAAGAAAAAGGAGAAAGGGAAGAACAAAGGAAAGAAGGAGGAGAAAGGGAGCGAGGAGAAGUUGAAAGCACCGAUCGCUGCUCCGGAGCCCGAGCUGAAAACCGAGCCAGACGUCGAGGCGACUCCCGACCAGCACUCUGUGAGCAGCGCCGAGGCGCAGCCCCCUCAGGAGGAGGCGACAGCAGAAGCUGCAGUGAAGAAGGACCCUGAAGUCGCCGAAGAGGUGACAAAGGAGGAUACAGACGAGAAGCAGGCAGAAGAACCUGCAGAGCCGAAGGAGGAAGAGGCUAAACAAGACGAAAAGAAGACAGAGCAGGCAAAGAAAGGAAAGCCUGCAAAGGAGAAGAAGACUGAACAGAAGAGUGAAGAAGCCAAAGGCUCCAAACGUCAGAAAACCAUGCAGUGCAAAGUCACCUUACUGGACGACGCUCAGUUCGAGUGCGAGCUCGAUAAACAUGCUAAAGGACAAGAGCUCUUCACAAAGGUCUGUGACCACAUCAACCUGCUGGAGAAAGACUACUUCGGACUGGCGAACUGGGAAACCCCAACCAGCAAGACAUGGUUGGACCCCGCCAAAGAGAUCCGGAAGCAGGUUUCUGGUGCUGUCUACGAGUUUACAUUCAACGCAAAGUUUUACCCUCCCGAUCCUGCUCAGCUCACUGAAGACCUCACCAGGUACUUUCUCUGCCUCCAGCUGAGGAAGGACAUCAUGCGUGGCGUGCUCCCCUGCUCCUUCGUCACGCUGUCCCUGCUGGGCUCCUACACGGCGCAGUCUGAGCUGGGCGAGUACGACCCAGAGCUCCACGGAGCCGACUACGUCAAAGAUCUGAGCCUGGCGCCCGGGCAGAGUAAAGAGCUGGAGGAGAAAGUGAUGGAGCUGCACCGCACAUACAGGUCAAUGAGUCCCGCCCAAGCAGAUAUGCUGUUUCUGGAGAACGCUAAGAAGCUUGCCAUGUAUGGAGUUGACUUGCACCAAGCCAAGGAUCUUGACGGGGUCGACAUCACGCUGGGGGUCUGCUCCAGUGGGCUGAUGGUUUACAAGGACAAGCUGAGGAUCAACAGGUUCCCCUGGCCUAAAGUGCUCAAGAUCUCUUACAAACGGAGCAGCUUCUUCAUCAAAAUCAGGCCGUCUGAGCAAGAGCAGUAUGAAAGCACCAUUGGCUUCAAGCUGCCCAACUACAAAGCCUCCAAGAAGCUGUGGAAAGUUUGCGUUGAACAUCAUACCUUCUUCAGGGUUUCGACCGUGGAGCCUCCGUCGUCACGCCGCUUCCUCGUGCUGGGCUCCAAGUUCAGAUACAGCGGUCGCACUCAGGCCCAGACCCGCCAGGCCAGCUCCAUGAUCGACCGGCCGGCUCCUCGCUUCACGCGCUCCGCGAGCAAGAGGCUGUCCCGCAACCUGGACGGAGCUGGAGAAGACACACUCCAGUUUCUGCAGAGACUUUCUGCAUCAGCCAGGUCUGAGGUCGAUGACUGGUCGCUGGUGAUGGCUUCUGACAAACCCCAGCCGUCCCCUGAGCUCUCAGCCAGAGGGGCUUCUCAGCAGGCUUUCUCUCAGUCCUGGGAGGAGGGCCAGUCCAUUCGAACAGUCUCAGUGACACAGUCUGGGAGCGCCGGCUCUCAAACCGCUACCCAGACAGGAGAGGAGCUGCUGACUGGGGAGCAGCAGCCGAGGACGGAGGACGAGUGGUCUGCCCUCCUGCGUCGCCAGCCUCCUUUUCCUUAUCUCCCACCUUUUGAUUCUGUGAAACAGCCAGCUCAAAUAAGCUUGUCUGAAAAGAGCUCUAUGGACCGGCUAUUGCAACCAUCAACGAUGCAGCAAGACGAUUGGUUUCUCUACUUUGAUCGAAUCUUCAGCUCAUCCUCCCUUGAGCCUGUUGGAAAACCUCCGUUCUCUCCCGCUGAGCAGCUCUUCUUCCAGGAGGAGGAAUCUGUCGUGCGUUCUGCAGAACAGGAGCUGAGCACUCAGGAGGUCAUAGAGAGGUUGCAGGAAACCGUCACCAUAGUGGACAGGAUGGCAGAGGGAGAGGCUUUAGAGGUGAAGCUGAGGGAGGUGAGGGACCUUGAGGAAAGGCUGCAGGAGGUCGAUGAAAAAGCAGCCAGACUCCAGGAAGUAAUCGAGAGAGAACUCGGCCAGGAAGAGGUGGAAAAGUUGAAAGAGGAAAUGAGAGCCAUGCAGGAGGAACAGCAAGCGAAGCUUGUGACAGAAAUGGUGGUGAGGAAAUCUGUGAGGGAAAUAGGAAUGGAAGACGGUGGCGUAGAUGAACUGGAAGAACAAAUCAAACAGGUGUUUUUGAAAGGCUUAUUACCUGAAGACGAGGAGGUGACGGUGAAACAGGAGAGCAAAGUCGAGGUGAUGGAUGGAACUCUGCUCGAUGAUAAUUUGAGGGAGAGGUUACGCCAGAUAGAAAGGGAAUGGCAAGAAGAGGUGAAGGAGAAGUUUGGCUCUCCAGAUGUUGUCGGCACCACUUCUGUAGUAACGUACCAGAAGGUUGAGACGACGGAGAGCAAAGACGAGGUGAUGGAUGGAAGUCAGCUGGAUGAUAAUUUGAGGGAGAGGUUACGCCAGAUAGAAAGGAAAUGGCAAGAAGAGGUGAAGGAGAAGUUUGGCUCUCCAGAUGUUGUCGGCACCACUUCUGUAGUAACGUACCAGAAGGUUGAGACGACGGAGAGCAAAGACGAGGUGAUGGAUGGAAGUCAGCUGGAUGAUAAUUUGAGGGAGAGGUUACGCCAGAUAGAAAGGAAAUGGCAAGAAGAGGUGAACGAGAAGUUUGGCUCUCCAGAUGUUGUCGGCACCACUUCUGUGGUAACGUACCAGAAGGUUGAGACGACGACGAAGAAGAGCGUGGCGAUUGUAGGACAGAGAGGUGAAAGUACGGAAGAUGUGCAGAUUCAAUAUAACGUCUCCGAGCGGACGAUUGAGAAACAGAGCAUAGAGGAGAAGUCGGGUUUACUGGAAGAGAAGACACAGAGAGAGGAGACGGAGCAGCUUCAGCCUGAGAAUCAGGGGGAGGAUUUAGAUGUGUGGUUCCUGCGUUUUGACCGACCUCCAUACAAAUCAGUUUACAUACCACCAGUUACCCCUGUGGAACGUGCUCAGGCGGAGGAAGGCGAGUAUCUCACGUCAGAGACUGAGAUCACGAAACGUGUGGUGAGAACUGAGAUUCAGGUAGAGGAGGGGCAAAUGAGAGAAGAGGAAGUGUGGCGCGCACCAGAGAUCCCUCAACCACCGACCGUCACAGAGAGGGAUGAUGACUGGUUUGUGCUCCUGGAUGUGAUUCCAAGAGAAACGUCUUAUGUACCACCAGUUGCGGUGGAGGAACGAGUCCAGAUGGAUGAAGACGCUUCCUUCUCCCAAGUUGAAGCUGCAGAACCUGAAGACACCAAAGAAGAAUUGUUGGUAAUUGAAGAGAGAGAAGCAGUAGAGGAGACACCGAUGUAUCUGCAAGAAAUCCCUCAGCAGCCAGUGACGGACAGAGAGGACGACUGGUUUGUGUUACUGGAGCUUCUUCCCAGAGAAACAUCCUACGUACCGCCAGUUGCUGUGGAGGAAAAAGUUCAGGUGGUUGAAGAGGUUUCAGAAGAUGUGGUUCAAGUUCCAGAAGCUCAAGUUACAGAAGAUGAAGACAGCAAGGAAAAAGCAGUAAUAGUAGAGAGAGAAACCGUAAAAGAGGCCACAAGAUAUCGGCAAGAGGUUCCACCAGAGCCCGUGAUGGACAGAGAAGAUGACUGGUUUGUGUUGUUGGAUCUUCUUCCCAGAGAAACUUCGUAUGUCCCAGUUGUUGUUGCAGAACGUAGUCAAGCGUCUUCAGACGAAGGCGUGUCUCUGACUGAGGUAGCAACUGUUUUGCGGAGAGAAGAAAAGGUGGAAUUGCUUGUCGGAGACACUGAAAUGGAGAAACUUCCAAGUAAAGAGUCGAUAGUGGCGGUGCAACAGGGAGUGCCGGCCAGAGAAGAUGACUGGUUUGUGCUGCUCGAUGUUCCUCUGAGAACGCCAUCCUUUGUGCCACCAGUAGUUUCCCAGGCUGACGUCCGUCCGAGAGAGACCAUUUCUACUGUGACUGAAAUAAAAGCAGUAGAGUCCAUCACGGAGGUGGUAGUUGAAGACACUGUGGUACAGACAGAGCGGGAGAAGUCUGUUAAGCAGAUUAUAACGCAGCCAGAAGUCGUCCAGCCUGUGAGGGAGAGGGAGGAUGACUGGUUUCUGCUUCUUGAUGCUGCUCCCAGAGAGACUUCCUAUGUGCCCCCAGUUUCUGUGCUGCCACGCACAAAACUCUAUCCAGAUAUUCCAGUUGAAGUGAAGGUUGAGAAGCAAAAGUUGAUUCAGACUGAAGCCGAAGUGAUCCCAGCUCGGCCUUCGCCACAGCCACUGCCAGAGAGGGAGGAUGACUGGUUUGUGCUGUUAGACGUCGUCCGUGAGAAGGCAGUCAUCAAACCAUCAGUUGCUCCAGUUACGAUUAUUCCGGAUGUGAAGAGGAUGUUUGAGGCUAAAGUGACAACCACAGAGACUAGAACAUGGGAGAAGGUGAUAAUUACUGAGGAAAGCAGGCAAGACAGGACAAGCUCGUCUGAAAUUAGACCGAGCCAAAAAUCGGAGCGAGUGGGAGGAGACGAUUGGUUCCUGCUUUUCGACCCCGUCCAGAAAAAGCCUGUCGUCAUGCCUCCAGUUCCUGUGGUCAAGCGUGUUGUUGAGGCAGCUGCUCCCGCUGAGCCGAAACCAAAACUCAUCAUGGAGGACGUGAGGCCGCCGGUGAAGCUGGUGGAGGUUAAACCAGUACAGCCAAGAAGAGUGGAUGAUGACUGGUUUGAGCUCCUAGAUGUUACAGCAAAGACAUCAGUGCCCGUGGACAAACCGCUUCGUGUGUUUUCUGGAGUAACACCAGCUGCUGGAGUGCAGCGGCUUGCAGUCUCUGAGCAGAGAGUGCAGCAGAGGGUUACAGUAGUGAAGCAGACAUGGCGGCAGGAGGCUGUGGUGCGGCAGGAGGCUGUGGUGCGGCAGAAACCACGCCCAGCAGUCAGACAGGUGGACGAUGACUGGUUUGUUCUUUUCGAUGCGGCCCCGAAGAAAUCAGUUGCUGUGCCCCAGCGUGUCCGCUUCCCAGCGGAGGUCAGAGCUCCAGCUGCGGCCAAAUCAAGGAUCACUGUGUCUGAGAGGAGGCCGCAGUUUGAGAAACGCAUCCUGGAAGAAAGACGUCCGCUCACUUACACGCACGUCAGUGAUGACUGGUUCACACUGCUAGAUGUAGACCUCAAAGAGUCAGUUGCUGUGAGCACACAGAGGGGCACGCGUCCCGUCAGCGCUCCGGUCUUCUCCCAGGCAGCCCUGAUGGAGGCCGGCAUCCCCAUGGCCCCCUUCGACCAGCCACAGACCUCGACUCCGAUCAAGACCAGCCGCCAGGAGGAGCGAAAGCUGGAGGUCACAGUGGAAGCAGUGGAGCCGUCUAAAGGCGAGGCGGAGGCCAAGUCGGCAGCUUGGAGAUCCCAGAGAGAAGUAGACUCGUCAGUGAUCUCCACCAUCAAUGGGGACGUUCAGCACGAGUCUGAGAUGUCGAGCGUGGAGGUGGUGCGAUUGCGAAAGAAAAGAGCUAAGAAAAUUGAGGGUGACUCAAUUUAUGUCAGACAUAGCCUUUUAAUGUUGGAGGAGUUCGAUAAGCCGCAGGAGGACCUGCUCAAGCAUCACGCCAGCAUCAGCGAGCUGAAGAGGAACUUCAUGGAGGCCGUCCCGGAGAGCCGGCCCAGCGAGUGGGACAAGCGCCUGUCCACACACUCGCCUUUCCGCACCCUGGGCAUCAACGGUCAGCCGCUGGCCGGUGCAGACGGGAGCGUGUUCUUUAGUUCCCAUUGCAAUGGUGCAGAGACAAAGGCCGCACACCAGGAAACCAGCAGUAAUCUGGGCUUUUCAGACAUAUCCAGUCCCACUGUGAGCCACAGGAGCGAGCCUGAUAGAGGUGAAGCCCGCGGCGCCGUGGCGGAGGACGAACCGUGUGAUCAGGAAGACUUUGCGGUCUUUGAGACCACCUCGGUGCCGGUGGUAGAGGUGGAAAGGGCCCAGCUGCUUCCCUCCUCCAAGGCUUUAGACGAGACGCAGGACCGCAGAGGACCGUCUCCCGGAGCGGCCGAGUCCUCUGGGAGGAUAACCGGCUCGUCCCCAGCUUCCUAUUUCUGGAGCGAUGGUCCGCAGGUCACACGCUGCUUCCAGCCCCCCCUGGUGCAGACCCAGACUGUCACCAUCACUGCCGCCUCCAACUCCUUACCCAGUGACAUCUCCACCACAGAGGUCCCUAUCGUCCCGACCAAGACCGUCACCUAUGUGUCUUCACAGGUGGCCGUUGACGGGACGGACGAGGACAAAGACGGCGCGUCGGAGUCCACCGCGAACACCAUUACCUCAGAGACCAUCAGCGGCACCACCGUCACCACCACCACCACUCACAUCUCCAAGGUGGUGAAAAGUGGCUCUUCAGAGACUCGUGUGGAGAAGAGAAUCGUCAUAACAGCAGAUUCUGACAUCGACCAAGAUAAGGAGAAGCAUGGAGGAGCAUCAGCGUUGUAACUGAAUCAGGACCUUCUCUCGACUCGGCCUCCCUCCUCGUCUCUUCUCACACAUAUCUCAAAGAAAGUCUCUCAUAAAUCUGCACCUGAAUGGAUCAAUAACUGAGUGGGUAAAACAUAGCAGAUCCUUUUUUGUUUGUUUUUUUCAGUUAAACAGUUUCUUAGGUAGAGCUGCACUGCGCACAGACUCCAAUCCAACUCUUACGUCGUCCCGUUGUUGUGAAAGCUUAGCGAGUACAUAUUCCGUCGGCUCCGAAACCGGCAUUUUGAGUUGCGUGAUCUCAGUUAAGUUUGCUUUUAAAAUGCUUUGAUUUUCACAUUGUUGAUUUUCUACGAGACGUACUGUUUCCGUUGUAGCGUAGACGACCAUUUGUCAGCAUCUCCUCCCUUGGUGCUGCUCGGGGAACGUUAAGACCACAUUCAAGGGAACUCUUUUACUUCUUCUCGUUGCUGGCCUGUCUUAACUCAGGAGCGACGUGGCUUUUAUUUGUGCAAAGGACAAAUGACAUACCUCUCUCAUCCACACGUGAACGACAGUUUGGCUCUGUUCACUGCUCAGGUACAAAAACUGAAAUUUUAAGUUUGCUUCCCCGGCCAGCCAAGAAGCCGUAGCCUACACACUCUUGUAAUUUAAUAAACAAAUUGAUCUAUUUUGAAAUAUUUCUCUAUUUUAUAGAAGUAAUGUUUUUAUAGUAUUUGUACAAAUUUGAGGUUUUUAAUUUAAAUUGUAGGUUACCGUUGUGCUGUCGACUGAAUUUGUAGGUCUCUUUCAGACCCGUCUUGCCUGACACCCUGAAUCGUUCUUACUCGUUUCCUCUUGUAGUCCACCAAGUCGAUCAGGAAUAUUGUCACCAUUUUAGCGUAGGCAGCGGAGCGCUUCCCCUCAGUUUCACAAAGUCGCUUUGAACAGAUUUGGUUGAUGAGAAAGUUUCACAAGCUUGGGUCUGUUUUCUCUCAGGUUUUGAUAUUCUUUGUAAGACCACACAGACCUCCAUAUGAUUGUAUGAGGAAUGUCCAUGUAUGUAUAUCCAUCUCUAUUGUAAAUGUACAUUUUAUGUCCAGUCAAGUGAGGUCAAUGAAUAGAAAAUGCUCAUCUGUCACAAUAACCGCGCGCGCGAGACGACGGCAGCUGCCCCGCGAUGCGUGGUUUUGAUCACAGGAGCAAACUUUUUCUUUUUUUUUUUUUACAUGUUCUACUAUACAGUAAUUUAUUUGUAAAGUAGAAAAACAAACUGUUUCAUGUGAUUUGAUGUACUGUGAUGUUUCGGCACAAGCUGGUUUCCAAGCUUCCACUAGAGAUGUCACAGUGUUUUAAAUAUUGCAUUCAUUAUCAACCAAGUUUGUAAAGCCUUUCUAACCACAUAGUCCGAGUAGGUCGCUCUCUCACUCGCUGUUUUCUUGUACUUUUUUUUUCCAUAGAGAAGAAAAUAUGACUCCUGUCUAGAUAGCAUGUUUGUUAGCACUUUUUUUUUAACCCCAAAAUGAAGCCAUUGGUAUUGUAGCUACACGAACAACAACCACAACCUCUCCUUAAUGAAAUGUAGAGUUUCACGUCAAGGGAAUAAAAAAAAAAAAAA
This is a messenger RNA of Salarias fasciatus (jewelled blenny), 9469 nucleotides long. RefSeq lists its product as uncharacterized. The record is from RefSeq and is a predicted model, not a curated record. Gene Ontology annotation, molecular function: actin binding; structural molecule activity. Gene Ontology annotation, cellular component: plasma membrane; cytoskeleton. Lineage: Eukaryota; Metazoa; Chordata; Actinopteri; Blenniiformes; Blenniidae. Gene Ontology annotation, biological process: cortical actin cytoskeleton organization; actomyosin structure organization. The transcript is spliced from 34 exons. The coding region runs from base 145 to 7893 and encodes 2582 amino acids.